UACCCCGCGGGGGGAAAGGCUCCAAGCGAGUACUAUUAUCUCACGACAUUUCUCCGUCCACUCGAUAAGCAACACAAAUCGCUACCAUGGCGACCCAGCAUCGAACGCAACCGCGGAAACCGCUCGGCCAGCCAGCGCCGCAGGUCCAGCCGUGUCGAUACAAGGUCGGCAAGACGCUCGGCGCGGGGAGCUACUCGGUCGUCAAGGAAUGCGUCCACAUCGACACCGGGCGGUAUUAUGCCGCCAAGGUGAUCAACAAGCGCCUCAUGGCCGGACGAGAGCACAUGGUCCGCAAUGAGAUUGCCGUGCUCAAAAAGGUGUCCAUGGGCCACCAGAACAUCCUCACCCUCGUCGACUACUUUGAGACCAUGAACAACCUCUACCUGGUCACCGACCUGGCCCUCGGCGGCGAGCUCUUUGACCGCAUCUGCCGCAAGGGUUCGUACUACGAGUCGGACGCGGCCGACCUCAUCCGCGCCACCCUCUCGGCCGUCGCCUACCUGCACGACCACGGCAUCGUCCACCGCGACCUCAAGCCCGAGAACCUCCUGUUCCGCACGCCCGAGGACAAUGCGGAGCUCCUCAUCGCCGACUUUGGCCUCUCGCGCAUCAUGGACGAGGAGCAGUUCCACGUGCUGACCACCACCUGCGGCACCCCGGGCUACAUGGCCCCCGAGAUCUUCAAGAAGACGGGCCACGGCAAGCCCGUCGACCUCUGGGCCCUCGGCGUCAUCACCUACUUCCUCCUCUGCGGCUACACACCCUUUGACCGCGACUCGGACUUUGAGGAGAUGCAGGCCAUCCUCAACGCCGACUACUCCUUCACCCCCGUCGAGUACUGGCGCGGCGUCUCCAGCCACGCCAAGGACUUUAUCACCCGCUGCCUCACCAUUGACCCCUCCAGCCGCAUCACCGCCCACGAGGCCCUGCAGCACCCCUUUGUCGCCGCCCGCCUGCCCUCCGACGGCGCCGGCGAGAAUCUGCUGCCCGCCAUCAAGAAGAACUUCAACGCUCGCAGGACCCUCCACACCGCCAUCGACACCGUCCGCGCCAUCAACAAGCUGCGCGAGGCGCAGAACAUCCUCAUGGACGGCGCCAAAUCCCACGAGCCGCAGCGCGGUAAGGCUACGCCCCCUGUGGCUGGGGCCGGGGCGGCGGCGACGACGACGGCAGCGGCCCCUGGCGGGCCGAGGAAGGAUGAUAGCGCCAUCUCCAUGGGAAUGGAUAGUACCUACGGCACGGGGAGCGCUGGUGACGGCGAUGUCACCAUGGGAGGCACGACGGUGCCGGCUGUGCUGCAUCCUGGCAACGCGGCCAACAAGGCUGUCGAGGCGGGCAAGGGCCUGUGGAGCGCCGCGUCGCGGAGGUGAUAUUUACGUGAUACGAUACGAUGAAGAGAAGUCAAAGCGCAGGGCGCUGCAAGAUGUAUAGGUGUGCUGCGCACACACGUAUGGCUCACAGCGAGUAUUAUCCCAAAUGAUAGAUGAAUAUGUUUUGGCGUUUGAAGUGUUUUUUGUUUGUUUGAACGAGUAACUAGGUAUUAGGAUUGACCUCUCGUGGCUACUCGCCCAUGUUAGGUGCUCUUUCUCUCCUGAUCCGGUGUCAAGCGACUGUCCAGGUGCCGCGCACCAUAUUACACCUCAGAAACUAAAGUAUAUACGUUAUCAA
Emericellopsis atlantica is the source of this 1668-nucleotide messenger RNA. RefSeq names its product putative calcium/calmodulin-dependent protein kinase type I. The coding region runs from base 87 to 1370 and encodes 427 amino acids. Gene Ontology annotation, molecular function: calcium/calmodulin-dependent protein kinase activity; ATP binding; calmodulin binding. NCBI's taxonomy places the organism in Eukaryota, Fungi, Ascomycota, Sordariomycetes, Hypocreales, Bionectriaceae. The transcript has 2 exons. Gene Ontology annotation, biological process: protein phosphorylation; cellular response to oxidative stress. The record is from RefSeq and is a predicted model, not a curated record.